AUGCAGCCCCCUCCGCCCAAGUUGUUCCGGUAUGAAGCUGUUUGGUCAGGGAAGCAGGAAGGUCGAGACAUAAUUGAAAGUGUAUGGCCAGCCCAUGGAGAGCAGAAUAAUCCAGUAGGUUGUUUCAAGGCGAGCCUAGAGCGUUGCAGGGAAAAACUACAGAGAUGGGCAAAAAGCAAUGCAAGAGACACAAAGAAGAAAUUAAGAACAAAUUUGCAAAAGCUUAGAUCACUGCAGGAAUCCAACCAGGGGGACUUAAAUGGAAGAAUCACUGAUGCUCAAAAACAAGUUAAUGAGCUACUCGAAGAAGAGGAACUCAACUGUUCACAACUUCAAAACCAGUUGGCAUUGAAGAAGCGAUACAGGAACUAG
Molecule: messenger RNA, 372 nt
Organism: Fraxinus pennsylvanica
Lineage: Eukaryota; Viridiplantae; Streptophyta; Magnoliopsida; Lamiales; Oleaceae
Source: the annotation of a GenBank genome assembly